AAACCAGCACGUUUCACUGUGUGUGCAGCCGAGCGGCGCUGCGCUGAGCACCACCUCCAGCAUCACCACCACCAGCAGUGGCAGCAGACCGGGGAGGGGUUUUUUGGAGCACAAUUGGAGCUCCAACGACGCAUAUGAACGGCGGCAGGCUCGAGAGCAGUCGAUGAUAAUGGCUCGCUGGCUGGUUCCCGGUGGCUCUGGGGACAGGCGAGACUGUUGAAUGAGCGGAGGUGUUGCUGUCCGAGGUGCUGAAAAAAAGCCGCCGACCGGCAAACCGGUUGCUGUCCCCUUUUUUUCCCCCAGUCGAGACGAUACGCAUGAACUGACGUGAAUGCCGAGCAGCAACAACAACGGCGCACCAGUUCGGCGGUUAACACAGCAGCACCCCCGGCCAGAGUAAAUGGGAGCGUUAGAAAGAUGGAGAGAUUUGUGUUCCUGCUCGUCCUCAGCUGUCUCUGCGUCUCUCGAGUCACAGCGGAUAGCUUGUCGCCUCCUGUCAAUGUGACCAUCAGAGCGGUGAAAGCAAACUCUGCUGUGGUGACAUGGGACAUUCCCGAGGGAGAUCCCGUUAUUGGCUUUGCCAUCACACAGCAGAAGAAAGACGUGCGCAUGCUGCGAUUCAUCCAGGAAGUCAACACCACCACACGCUCCUGUGCAUUAUGGGACUUGGAGGAAGAGACAGACUACAUUGUGCAUGUCCAGUCCAUCAGCAUGUCUGGGACGAGCCCGCUGAGCGAACCCCUGCGCUUCCGAACGCCGAAGGAGGCCGAGACUCAGGCCUCUAAGAGUAAAGACGAGGUGACGAUGGAAGAAGUGGGCCAGAGCACCCAGCUGAGGGCGGGGGAGCUCAUCAUCAUCGUGGUGGUACUCAUCAUGUGGGCAGGUGUGAUCGCUCUCUUCUGUCGCCAGUACGACAUAAUCAAAGACAACGAGCCCAACAACAACAAGGACAAAGCCAAAAACUCCUCCGAGUGCAGCACUCCUGAACAUCCGACGGGGGGGCUGUUGCGCAGUAAGUUCCCCAAGAACAAGAACAACAACAAUAGGAUGCCAUCUGUCAACAUCAUCGAGGUUUGACUGCCAGGAUGUCGUCUCUUUAUCCAAAAGACUUUGUGUUCUCACAAACAAGCGGGCCCCUUUUAAGCCCAUCUGCUUGUCAGGAUGAGGCUGGGACUCAGGGCCCCUCGGCGGCGCUUUACUCUCCUUUGGCACGGCGCCUGCCGCUGAAGCAACGCUGCUCGACUCCGGGGGUCAGGCACGGCCUGGCCGGAGCUGGUCUGAGAGCAGAGUCUGCAGCGGAGUGAGUUCAGAGGCUGCACCGUGCUCAAUAACUACUGUACCAUGGGGCAGAUUGGGGCCAAGUGGCUCCGGCGGUGGAGAGACUGCAGAUAAACCAACCCCAGGGGCCAAAGUCUAAGAACCGAGCCAGAGACCUUUUCAUUCUCUCUCUCCGUCACGUCUUACUUCUCACCGUCGUUCAGUGCAUUAUCAGCAAACACAAAUACGACAUUUCAUAUUACUGAGUGGCUAUGAGAUGCACCUUCUACACCUUAUUUACUUCAUAAUAUUCAGUUUUCUACGCUUUCUGAAUUGAAGAAAAACACUGUAGAUCAUUCAAGUGUAUUAUUGUAGUUCAUUUACUUUAAACAAGGUGCCACCAGAGCAGUCCUGUUCUGGUAUCCUGUUUUGUUGUUAGAUCCUCCCUCAGGCACAAACUCCUGUGGGAAAUGUUAUCAUUCUGGCGAGCUCAUUUUCCCCCCUCAGGGAAUCCACACCCCACCUGGCCAAUUUAGGAGCCAUUUCUUAGAUGUGCUGCGAUGACGCCAGAGCAGCCUUAGAGAGAUCACUCAGCUCAGCUGAAUCACCUCGUCACAAAAGACCAAACUCAUCCGCUCGUAUUGAAAGGCACGUCUGAUCUGAACACAUGUACACGGUAAAGUGUGCAACAGGCCAGGUGUCGCAUCAUCUUGGUCACGUUUGCUUUUGUCAUUCUUUCAUGCUUUUAUUAUAGAUUUCUAAAAUGUUACAUUCCACGUCCAGGAUGAGCCCUUUAGUAUUCCCUCGUGUCUUUCUGUGAGGGUGAUGAAUUUCAAAGUAUUAUGUCAUAAUGGAGUGCAUUCAUCGAAUUAAUGGACUUGACUUUAUGGAGAAGUGUAGAGACACUGAAGAGAUCCCUGAUAUCAGCAAUAACAGCGGAAGCAAAGACUCAAACUCUGUAGCCUGUUCGUUCAAAACUCGAGCUCCCAGCAUGCAUUGUUCAGACGGAUGAACAUCGAAUAUGAGGGAUUUAAUGCUGAGCCUCGUUAGCAGGUGAUCCCUCAACUC
Messenger RNA from Cottoperca gobio, 2325 nucleotides. RefSeq names its product fibronectin type III domain containing 5a (gene fndc5a). Gene Ontology annotation, molecular function: protein binding. The record is from RefSeq and is a predicted model, not a curated record. The transcript has 6 exons. The coding region runs from base 418 to 1077 and encodes 219 amino acids. Gene Ontology annotation, cellular component: extracellular region; plasma membrane. NCBI's taxonomy places the organism in Eukaryota, Metazoa, Chordata, Actinopteri, Perciformes, Bovichtidae.